Bradysia coprophila is the source of this 5252-nucleotide messenger RNA. RefSeq names its product gamma-aminobutyric acid type B receptor subunit 2 (gene GABA-B-R2). The record is from RefSeq and is a predicted model, not a curated record. Gene Ontology annotation, molecular function: G protein-coupled GABA receptor activity. Gene Ontology annotation, biological process: G protein-coupled receptor signaling pathway; gamma-aminobutyric acid signaling pathway. NCBI's taxonomy places the organism in Eukaryota, Metazoa, Arthropoda, Insecta, Diptera, Sciaridae. Gene Ontology annotation, cellular component: G protein-coupled receptor heterodimeric complex; membrane.
AAUAAUUUCGAUUUAAAAAAAACGAAGGGUGUGCUUUUCGAAGCUUUUCUCGUAGGAAGGAUUUUCUAAGGAAUUAAAAAAAAGUUUUUUCGUCAAAACUGAAAAGAUUUGGUGUUUUGUUUUGCAGUUGAAAAAGUGUUGUGAUUAGUGUACCGAAUUACCGAUGAUGGACACAAUUAUGAAACGCAGAAUGUGAACAUAAAAGACUCAAUCUAUAUUUUCAAUAAAACAAAUAAAAUCAGAACCAGUGAUUUAAACGCGAUUUGGCAUACGCAAUUAGACAAGAGAUUUUUUAUCCUUACCUAGUUUUCCUUGUUAGAGAAACAAGCAGAAAAUCAUGACUCAUGUUGCGACGUUUCUGAUUUUCUGUAUGGUUUUCAUCAUAUCCGCACAACGACCUAGCUCAAGUCAUCGCUCAGAUGUUUAUAUUGCUGGCUUCUUUCCGUACGGAGAUGGUGUUGAAAAUGCAGCUACAGGCCGAGGAGUUAUGCCUAGCGUCAAACUAGCCCUUGAUCACGUCAACGAACAUUCCAAUAUUUUAAGAAACUAUCGGCUUCAUAUGUGGUGGAAUGAUACAGAAUGUAACGCUGCGGUUGGAGUCAAAUCAUUUUUCGAUAUGAUGCACUCCGGACCCCAUAAGUUAAUGUUAUUUGGUGCGGCGUGUACUCAUGUUACCGAUCCAAUAGCAAAAGCUAGCAAACAUUGGCACUUAACCCAAUUGUCUUACGCCGACACGCAUCCAAUGUUCACCAAAGACGCAUUCCCGAAUUUCUUCCGCGUUGUACCAUCCGAAAAUGCAUUCAACGCACCGCGUUUGGCAUUGUUGAAGGAAUUCAACUGGACCCGUAUCGGAACAAUUUAUCAAAAUGAACCGAGAUAUUCAUUGCCACAUAAUCAUAUGGUAGCUGAUCUGGAUGCAAUGGGCUUUGAAGUGGUCGAAACGCAAAGUUUUGUGAACGAUGUCAGUGAAGCGUUGAAGAAAUUGGCGGAAAAAGAUGUUAGAAUCAUUUUGGGUAAUUUCAACGAGCAUUGGGCGAGGAAACUUUUUUGCGAAGCUUAUCGAUUGGAAAUGUACGGACGCUCCUAUCAAUGGCUCAUAAUGGGAACGUACUCCGUGGAAUGGUGGAAUAUUACCAGCGACUGUUCGCAGGAAGAAUUGGUGACUGCUUUAGAGUCAACGAUUUUAACCGAUCUGCUACCUUUGUCUACAACGGGUGAUAUCACCGUUUCGGGAAUCACGGCUGAAGAAUAUUUGGCUGAAUACGAUAGCAGACGAGGUGGUGAAUACUCUAGAUUCCAUGGCUACACAUAUGAUGGAAUUUGGGCGGCAGCUUUGGCUAUUCAAUACGUAGCACAUCGGAAGGAUCAAUUUUUGUCACGCUUUGAAUACCGUGUUAAGGAUUGGGAAAACAUUUUCCUUGAGGCAUUAAAAAACACAAGCUUCGAGGGCGUCACUGGUCCAGUGAGAUUUUAUAACAACGAACGUCGUGCCAAUAUUUUACUGAAACAAUUCCAAUUUGGCAACGAAGAAAAAAUUGGCGAAUACAAUUCCAUUCACAAUCGCUUAGACUUUUCCCCAGGAAAACCACUGAAAUGGAUUGGUCGUUCACCGCCGAAAGAUCGAACAUUGAGGAUCAUUGAACAUAGUCAAGUGAAUUUGACGAUUUAUGCGAUACUGGCAAGUUGUUCUGCUUUGGGAAUUUUGAUGGCAACCGUUUUCCUGGUCUUCAAUAUUAAAUAUCGUAAUCAAAGAUACAUUAAAAUGUCCAGUCCACAUUUGAACAAUUUGAUUAUCGUUGGAUGUAUGCUCACGUAUCUGAGCGUUAUAUUUUUGGGACUUGAUAGUGGCCUGAGCAGCAUAUCAGCAUUUCCAUAUAUUUGUACAGCAAGAGCCUGGCUGUUAAUGGCCGGAUUCAGUUUGGCUUUUGGUGCAAUGUUUUCAAAGACCUGGCGGGUGCAUUCCAUCUUCACGGACGUUAAGUUGAACAAAAAAGUGAUCAAAGAUUACCAACUGUUUAUGGUGGUUGGUAUUUUAUUGGCUAUCGAUUUAGUUAUAAUGACAACAUGGCAGAUUGCCGAUCCCUUCUAUCGCGACACGAAACAAAUUGAACCGCUGCAUCAUCCAUCCUUGGAAGAUGUUCUGAUUGUGCAAGAAAACGAAUAUUGUCAGUCGAAAAGCAUAACCAUCUUCAUUGGAAUCAUUUACGCAUACAAAGGAGUGCUUCUGAUUUUCGGCGCUUUUCUGGCAUGGGAAACUCGACACGUAUCGAUACCAGCUCUAAACGACUCCAAACACAUUGGCUUAUCAGUCUACAAUGUUUUGAUCAUGUGCAUCAUGGGCGCCGCCAUUGCAUUGGUUUUAUCUGAUCGCAAAGACGCCGUGUUUAUCUUGAUCUCUUUAUUUAUAAUUUUUUGUACGACUGGCACAUUGUGUUUGGUGUUCGUUCCGAAAGUAAGAUUGCUGGUUGAAAUGAAAAGAAAUCCUCAAGGGACGGUCGAUAAACGGAUCAGAGCCACAUUGCGUCCAAUGUCGAAAAAUCGUAGAGAUUCAUCCGUGUGCGAAUUGGAGCAACGUCUUAGAGACGUAAAGUCGAACAAUUGUCGCUUCCGUAAAGCGUUAAUGGAAAAAGAAGCCGAAUUACAGGCAUUGAUUCGUAAACUGGGACCUGAAGCACGCAAUUGGUUGGAUGGAGUCAGUUGCGAAUCGGAACCGUUGCUGAAUCAAUCGAAACUGUCAGUUCCAACAGUUCGCCGAGAUUUGCCAAGCACAACGGAGAUAACUGAAAUGACAUCCGUAGGUAGUGUGACAUCGACGCAUGCUGAACAGGAAAACGGAACGGUUACAACGGACAGUCGAAACGCGAAAAAUCUGCAAUUUCAAAUUGAUCCUGUUAUGCAGCCGAUGAUUCAAACCCAACAAAUUGCCGAUAAUAAGGUACCUCCAAAGAGUAACGAUACGCAACAAAAGGCACAUCAACGCCGGAAAAGUAAAACUCCUGACAACACCCCUGAUCAUAAAGUGCUUACAACGUCAGAGAGCAGGGAGAGCAAUCACUACAUUAAGAAUAAGACCAUGCAAUCACCGACUAGUCGAGGAAGGGACGCUGAUGGAUUCUCUUCUUCUCGCACAAAGAUCAACACCCAAUUUAAUUCUGCCACAAUGACGCAUUCUAACAGUGAAUUGAAUACCAUUUGUCCGCACAAUAAAGGUAGCACGAAAAACUUAAACGGCGAACAGCAACGCAGAGUAAGUGUACAGAUGGGUGCCGCCUUGAAAAGUAAUUUCGUCGUAUCACAAAGUGAUUUAUGGGACACCCAAACAUUAUCGCAUGCCAAACAGCGUCAAUCACCGCGUAACCAUCCGAAUCCACAACGUUGUCAAGAGCACGGUCACAUUGUAACAUACGAUCAGAACAAUACGACACCAAUCCAACGAUCUGUAUCAGAAAAGAACCGUACCAAACAUCGACACAAAUCGAAAGUGCUGAUGGGCCAAAGUGAAACGGACAGCGAACGUGAACGCGAAACCGUCAACAAUUGUACACAGACACGGAAAUUGAUCAAAUCCGCUCAUGCACAUCAUCAUUCAUCGCCGAAUGUUGCGCCCGACAAGCUUCGUAAGCAUCGAACGAAAACCGAAUCGUCGAUGUACGGUGCCAGUUCGGAAUCGGAACUGUUGGAUGGUGACACAGCCAUAUUGCCGAUAUUUCGAAAACUUUUAACGGAAAAACAGCCUAGAUAUCGUAGUAGAAAUAAUGUAGUCGGUGCAAGUUGUCCUAAUAUUUCAAUUAAGUGUGAUAUUGUUGAGUAUUUGUAAGAUGUGCGCAUAUUAUAAAGAAGAAAGAAAAGAAAGAAAAAAACAAAAACAAAUUAGUGGAAAAAAACAUUUUAUCGGUGUAAUUAGUUGAAUUAAAACCGCAACCAACCACAAAAAUAUUUAAACUUUUAUGCACAAACCUUUGGUUGUUGAUUUAUGGUACAAAGGAAUCAAAAUCGUCACUUAAAUACCCGACACACACCCACACCACUUCGGAAUUUAUCUAAAUUUAUGUGAGUAAAGUACUAAAGUAAUUACGAAAUUUGCACAACUAAAUCUCUCUAACGUAGCAUGGGCUAAGUAAUUUUUCACUAUUUUUUCUUAUCGGAUCGAUUUUUCUUUCGUCCACUCCGUAAACCAUGUUAAUUGUUCGACCAUGUUCCCCUGUAAAAAGGAACAGUUCUUCAGAAAUACACCCAAAAUGUGACUACAAUAACUUGAGGAACUCUGCGAUAGCUAUAAAUCAGUGUUCAUGAAAAUCGUAGCACAUCAUUAAUGUGUCCUCCAUUGAAAGAUGACAUAAUCGGUUCUUUCAGAACUUUGGUGUCGUUGCAGCAAACUGAUUUCAAGAAUAAACGUCUAUGCGGUCUUAAAAACUCAAGUUCAAAAAAAUGAAGUAAAAGAUUCGAAGUCCAUCUCAUGAAAAUACUUUCAUCAAAUGAAGUAAUAGAUGGUAAACCUUCUUGCUGUAUGUUAAAGGUUAAACUGUGAAUAUUCAAAAUUAUCUGACUCUCAGGAACAUUCUACACUUUAUUCAAUAAUCGAAUUUUGAGAUCGAGAAAACGACAGAAAUUUCAUACGCCCAAAUACAAACAUGUCUAUCGUGGUCUAUUGAAUUUUAAAAAUUAAGAAAACAUCGAAAUGUUUCUAACUAACGAUUUUUCCAUAUUUUAUAAUUGCAUGCAAAGCAUAAAAUGUGCAGUAUAGAGAGGACAAGUUAAAUACAUUUACAGAGAGAAGUAUAUCGUGAAAAAGUUACAAUUUAGCUUUUUCUGAAUGCACAUUCUUGUUACAAUGCACAACGAGAUAAGAACUAUAACGAAUUGGACGAUUUUUUGCUAACUGUAAGCUCGGGUUUAAUUGUGAAAUUAGCUCUGACAGGAAUUGAACUAACAAUUAAGUUCCAAACAAAACAUUUUUAUAUUUUAUUUCGAUGCCGAACGUUAUUUGAAGCAUUUUUGCAUUAAAUUAUGCAUGGAAAUUUUGCAUAAUUAAUUUUUAAUUUAGUAAAGAAAAAUUAAGAAAAUAAGCAAAGUCUGAAAUCUUCGUCAACAUGCGUGCAGCGCGCCAUCAUUUUAUUCAGUCGAAAUUGCGAAAAUUAACAUAUAGAACAAUCGGGAUAUUUAACAAAGAUGUAAACAAAAUGUCCUUAUUUAUUUGGCAAAUGACCCUUCUCCAUCGGGUUUUACAUGUUAUGAACACAAAAUCAGCUUUA